Xylaria bambusicola is the source of this 1819-nucleotide messenger RNA. Its product is annotated as mitochondrial carrier. Gene Ontology annotation, biological process: transmembrane transport. The transcript is spliced from 4 exons. NCBI's taxonomy places the organism in Eukaryota, Fungi, Ascomycota, Sordariomycetes, Xylariales, Xylariaceae. The record is from RefSeq and is a predicted model, not a curated record. Bases 464 to 1471 code for a protein of 335 amino acids.
GGCCGAGGUCCAAACCAGGAAGCUAGCGGUUUCACAGGCUCACUCGGCCAAGUGCGUCUGCAUCUCACUUUAACCUCCGAGUCGGCUGUCUCUCUUGCUUUCGAGCUCUCGUCAUGGCAUGAAUAAUGUCAUCGCGCUUUCGUUGGCCGGUGUAGAAGAAUACUUAGGGGUGUUUUGCCUUUACUUUGUAUUGGCUUCCCCCAAUUGUGCAUCACGAACUGCUUUGUUGACUUGUUCUACUUAUUGCCGUGCGAGUCGCAUUUGUUCAUGCCACGGUAGUGGUCUCUAGCUCGAACUUUGUCAAUAUAACGGUUAAAUUUCUGGCAUACGCCUCGCCGCCAUCUCAAUACCGACUGCUGUCAUUGCGGAUCUUCGCGCUGACUUGUGCAGCUACCUGUCUACCUUCAGCUUCUCGGCAUACCUGUUCUACAUAUCUUUCUGGCAAUAGAACUAACCAACAAACAUGAGCGCUCAAUCCAAGCCCGCGACGCUUCCACCAUGGGGUGCUGCUGUAGCUGGCGCCACUGGUGCCGUCUUAGCGAACACGCUGGUAUAUCCCUUAGAUAUAGUUAAAACUCGCCUCCAAGUCCAAAUAAAACGAAAGCCAGGGGAUGUACAUCACGAUUCCGAGCCACAUUACACCUCAACAUGGGACGCGAUCACCAAGAUGGUAGCUGAGGAUGGCGUCAAGGGACUCUACACCGGGAUUAAUGGCGCGCUCAUUGGAGUCGCCUCGACGAAUUUUGCUUACUUUUACUGGUAUUCUAUCGUGCGCGGGAUAUACUUGAAGUCCAAGAAGGUUCCAACUCCGCCAUCGACUGCUACCGAGUUGGUCUUAGGUGCUGUUGCCGGCGCCGUCGCCCAAGUUUUUACAAUCCCUGUUGCUGUUGUGACGACACGGCAACAAACCCAGAGUAAGGCAGACAGGAAGGGGUUGAGAGAAACGGCUCGCGAAAUCAUCGAAGGCGAGGAUGGCCCUUCUGGUCUAUGGAGAGGCUUGAAGGCUAGCUUAGUUUUGGUAGUUAACCCUGCCAUAACAUACGGCGCAUAUGAGCGAUUAAAGACCAUCAUAUUCCCAGGAAAGAGUCGGUUAACACCGGGAGAAGCAUUCUUGCUUGGCGCCAUGUCCAAAGCCCUAGCUACCAUCGCGACUCAGCCCCUUAUUGUGGCUAAGGUUGGCUUGCAGUCCAAGCCUCCACCACAGCGUCAGGGGAAGCCCUUCAAGGGGUUCAUUGAGGUGAUGCAGUUCAUCGUCAAACACGAAGGACUUCUGGGACUCUUCAAGGGUAUCGGUCCGCAGUUGCUAAAGGGACUCCUAGUGCAAGGUAUUCUGAUGAUGACUAAAGAACGAAUGGAACUCGGUUUUAUCCUAUUGUUCCGGUAUAUUCGCAAGCUUCGGGCAGAGCAACUCGCCAAAGCAACUAAACUUGCUACUAAAGCCAAAGCUGCAUUGCCAGUUACCACGAAUUAGAAGCAGAUAGAAGGCGUCUAAGAUGUAGAAUUGUAUCUCAUAUGAACAGGCAUACAUCGGAUUUUUGGCCUAGUAGAGUUCUGUGUAAUGUAUAUCCGGAUUACUAGGUGGAGGAUUGUUUGUAUAGACUUGCUGUUGUAUGAGUUGUCUAUAUUGGUCCAUGAUUUAUCCCGGAUACAAUUUACUGGACAAAGACAAGGAUAAAGCAUUCUCUAUGACAUUGCACAUCAAGGACGAGAAGUGAAUCAACAAAUAACACGAUUCGGGUCAGUUAUCAACCCACAGACUAGUAAAUACGUAAUAAGUACUUAGAGUACCCACAGCUGGCACGCAGCUGUCAUCAGUCAC